Pristis pectinata (smalltooth sawfish) is the source of this 4298-nucleotide messenger RNA. RefSeq names its product VPS16 core subunit of CORVET and HOPS complexes (gene vps16). Gene Ontology annotation, biological process: endosomal transport; vacuole fusion, non-autophagic; intracellular protein transport. The record is from RefSeq and is a predicted model, not a curated record. Gene Ontology annotation, cellular component: endosome; HOPS complex; cytoplasm. Lineage: Eukaryota; Metazoa; Chordata; Chondrichthyes; Rhinopristiformes; Pristidae. The transcript has 24 exons. Gene Ontology annotation, molecular function: actin binding. Bases 226 to 2721 code for a protein of 831 amino acids.
GGCCUAAUCCUCGGUGCUCCUGCUUCCCCUCAGGGUUCCUGCUUCCAAACGCUGUUUAAAUUAAUUUUAAAAUUAAAUAACAUAUGCGUUGUGGACCCCCGGAGGGGAAGAGCAGCAGAGCUGGUCGUGAUGGUGUGACGGCUAAAUAAAUGCAACACUUCAUGUCAGGGCUCGUUCCGGAAGGGCUGAGAUUUGACUGAGUGGAUGUAGUGCCUGACACAAACUAUGCUGGCCACAGAGUUUCCAGUGCUGACAAUGAAGUUUGACCUGUAUUCCGAAUGGAUGAUUAAGGAGGAUAUCAGUAACUGUUUAAUUGCAGCAGCGCCAUAUGGUGGUCCUAUUGCUUUGAUAAUCAAUGAAUCUCGCAAGGAAAGGUCUCCAAGUUUCCGCCCCGUCAUGGAAAUAUACUCCUCAUCGGGAAACCGAAUAGUCUCCUUUCCAUGGAAAAGUGGCAUAGUUGUUCACAUUGGGUGGACUACAGAUGAAGAUCUGCUCUGUAUACAAGAUGAUGGGACUGUUCUAAUCCACAACAUUUUUGGCACAUUUAAGAGACACUUCAGCAUGGGUAACGAGGUGUUACAGAAUCGCGUUAUGGAGGCCAAAGUUUUCCAUUCUGCUUAUGGCUCAGGAAUCGCGAUACUGACUGGUGCUUUUCGUUUCACACUUGCCACAAAUAUAGAUGACCUCAAACUCAGACGACUUCCUGAAAUUCCAGGAUUAAAAUGCCCACCAACAUGCUGGGCUGUAUUGAUGGAAGAUCGACAGACUAAAAUUAUUCUGGCUAAUGGGAAGGAUUUGUAUGUCCUAGAUAAUGGAUCCUACCAGUCUGUGAUUCCUCCUGGGCUGGGGCCUCAAGUAUGUGGAUUUACCCAAAUUGCUAUUUCAUUCAAUUAUAAACGGCUUGCUCUGUUCACAGACACUGGCAGUAUUUGGAUGGGUUCUUCUUCAUUGAAGGACACGUUGUGCAUGAUUGACACGAAUUUCCAAACACCACCUAAGCAGUUUGUUUGGUGUAACAGACCAAAAAGCACUAAUCCUACUGUAGUUGGUAUCUGGGAUAAAUUACUUUUCAUAGCUGGAAGUUCAGAGGAGACCAUUAAAUUUUAUCUAGAUGAGGAUGUUCAUUUAGUACCUGAGAUUGACGGGGUUCGUAUUAUCAGCUCUAACAGUCAUGAGUUUCUACAUGAGGUCCCACCUGCUUGUCAAGAUAUUUUCAAAAUUGCUUCCAUGGCACCUGGUGCACUUCUGCUGGAAGCUCAUAAAGAAUACGAGAAGGAGAGCCAGAAAGCUGAUGAAUAUUUACGAGAGAUAAAGGAACAAAACCUCUUGUUUGAGGCUGUACAGCAAUGCAUUGAGGCAGCAGGCAAUGAGUAUGAACCCGAGAUGCAGAAGGCUUUGCUAAGGGCGGCCUCUUUUGGUAAAUGCUUUAUCAGCAACUUUCCUCCAGAUACAUUUGUGAAGAUGGCUCGAGAUCUACGGGUGUUGAAUGCCAUUCGUGACUACACUGUUGGCAUCCCUCUCAGUUAUCCCCAAUAUAAGCAGCUCACUAUUGAAGUCCUAAUUGACAGAUUAAUUUUACGUAAACUGUAUUCUCUUGCAAUAAAAAUUUGUGAGUAUAUGAAAAUAUCGGAAUUUCAAGGAGCAAGUCGGAUAUUGGCUCACUGGGCUUGUUAUAAGGUCCAACAGAAGGAAGACCCUGAUGAUAGCAUUGCUCGUGCAAUCAACCACAAACUUGGGGACACCCCUGGCAUUUCAUAUUCUGAAAUUGCUGCCAAAGCUUAUGAUUGUGGCAGAACAGAGCUAGCAAUAAAGCUUCUAGAGUAUGAGCCGAGAUCUGGUGAGCAGGUACCCUUGCUGUUAAAGAUGAAGAGGAGUCAGUUGGCACUACUUAAAGCAAUAGAAAGUGGAGACACUGAUUUAGUGUACACUGUUGUGACGCACCUAAAAAGUGAGAUGAACAGAGGAGAUUUCUUUAUGACUCUACAGAAUCAGCCUGUUGCAUUGAGUCUUUAUCGUCAGUUCUGUAAGCACCAGGAGCCAGAGACACUCAAGGAUCUGUUCAAUCAGGAUGACAACCAUCAAGAACUUGGCAACUUCUAUGUGCGUUCCAGUUACUGCAAUGAAACGACAAUUGAGGGACGAGUUGCCACUUUGCAGAGUGCUGUGGAUGAAUACAAUAAAGCUAAGAAUGAAUUUGCUGCCAAGAUCACAGAAGACCAAAUUAAAUUGCUGCGAUAUCAGUAUCGCUUGCAGAAGGAAUCUGGUAAAUCGUACCUGGAUUUUUCAUUACACGACACUGUUUCCAGACUGUUAUUGGAAAGCAAGCACAAACAAGCUGAGCAGCUUUACAAAGACUUCAAAAUUCCUGACAAAAGGUUUUGGUGGCUGAAAAUUGCUGCAUUGGCAGAGAAAGGAGACUGGGAGGAACUUGAAAAAUUUUCUAGAAGCAAGAAGUCCCCAAUAGGUUAUAUGCCAUUUGUGGAAAUCUGUGUAAAGCAUCAUAACAAGUAUGAAGCUAAGAAAUAUGUAGCAAAAGUCAGCCCAGAGCAGAAAGUGAAAGGAUAUAUAAUGGUUGGAGAUCUAGACCAAGCUGUGGAAGUUGCAACAGAACGCAAAAAUGAAAGCGAGUUGAACACUAUUCUUUCCAAGUGUACAUCAGCUACUGAUCAGUUAAUUGUGGAAAAAAUUAACCGAGCAAAAGCACAGAUUUUAAAGAAAUAAAAUAGUACUCAGAGAUGACAAGUGAUCAACUAAGUAUUAGUUCCCUGUUUUCAUAAUAUAUGUAUGUUUGUAAAUAUGUUUAUAGUUAGUUUAGCAUGAAUUGCAAAAAGAGAAAAACUAAUGAAUAGUUAUACAAUUUGUUGCCAGGAAAAACCGAAGUAGUUCACCUUAUCAAUUUGUUGUUAUAGAAAUGUAUAUCAUGCAAAUAUUUUAAAUGCUACAUCUUGUAUGAUUAAAUAUUACUUAAGUCUGAUGCCUCAGUGUAUGCACUAUGUAAAUUUUUUUGGUGUGGAGCUACUGUACUUACCAAAAGAAAAUUGAUAAGAUUAAAUGCAAAAUUAAAUGUACUUGCACAUGUUAAUAAUAAUAUUUUUUCAGUAGACUUGAUUUAGCAGUAGAUGAAAGUACACUUAAAGUCCUAGAAUUGUACAACACUGAAACAGGCCCUUCAGCCCACCACGUCCAUGACAACCUUUUUGCCAAUCUACAUUAAUCCCAUUUGCCUACAUUAGGUCUGUAUCCUUCUAUGCCUUGCCUAUUCAAGUGCGUCUAAAUGCUUCUUAAACAUAGUGAUUAUAGCUGAUUCCACCACUUCCUCUGGCAGUAUGCUCCAGAUAGCAAUCACUUUCUAUGGUUUUUAAAAAAAACUUUCCCCUCAAAUCCCCUUUAAAAUUCCUUCCUCUAACCUUAAACCUAUGCCUUCUUGUUUUUUGAUACCACCACUAUGAGAAAAAGAUUCUGACUAUCAACCUAUCCAUGCCUCUUAUAAUUUUAUAUACUUCUGUUGGAUCACCUGUCAUCCCUUGGGAAAGAAUAUCUUGCUUGUUAAACAAAGCUGUUAUUGUUAAAUUGUACCCAAACCCUCAUCAUAUAUCUUCAUUAGUGGUGGGCAGCUAGUGGAAAUGAAGUCACUUGUUCUGAGUGUUUUACUUUUUCAACUCUCAUGAUGGCUUAUUUGUCAGUGACCUGUCUUAAGUGAGUAACUAAGAACAGUUCCAGAAAGGAACCAAUAAGAUGACAUAAAUAUCUUUACUUUUCAGUACUUUGCUAAAAUCCCAAAUAUUGGUAAAUCUUUCAAAUUUCUGUGCCACUACAUUUGUUGGUAAAUAGCUCUUGUUUCUAUUGUUGCUGAAAGAAAAUAAAAUCAUCUAGUUUUUCCAGCUUUAUCAAAUAGAGACCUGGUUUCAUCAGAGAGAGGAACUAAAUUUUAAAUCUCUCCCUUGGCUCUUUCUCCUCUUCCCUCCCCACUAUCUCGCACUUUAUCCUCAUUUUCUCUCUCUUUUUCUGCGUUCUCUGUCCUUGGCCCCACACACUGCAUUCUCGUGCCCUCAGCUCCUGUGUUUUCUCUCUUGCUUUUCCUGCUGUCCCUUUCCUCUUCCCCCACCCCCUGCCACUUCAUUAUAGAGUCUGGUACGUUACAUUGUUAGAGACGCUUGACAAAUGCCCACUCUUGUUGGUAAAGGUGAGGUGAGUGUGACCCUAUUCUCACAAUGUAACUUUUUAAAUGACUGCAUAAUUACUCUUGUGUAAUUUCACCCCGAAAAGAAAUGGCCAAGUGUCCUACUCUAUGGCUUUUA